Messenger RNA from Paramisgurnus dabryanus, 2025 nucleotides. RefSeq lists its product as uncharacterized. Gene Ontology annotation, biological process: embryo development; regulation of transcription by RNA polymerase II. The record is from RefSeq and is a predicted model, not a curated record. Lineage: Eukaryota; Metazoa; Chordata; Actinopteri; Cypriniformes; Cobitidae. Gene Ontology annotation, cellular component: nucleus. Gene Ontology annotation, molecular function: DNA-binding transcription factor activity, RNA polymerase II-specific; RNA polymerase II transcription regulatory region sequence-specific DNA binding.
GUAAUUCACUACACGCUGCUUUUCUGUCCUCGAACCGCAAAGCAUCUUUAUUAAAAGAUUACGACUGCAAAACGAAUCUGACCAUUUCUAAGAGCUCCGGUAAAUGAUGGACAUCAUGAACACUGUUGGUUUUCACACACAGCUAACAUCCAUAAUGGAAGUGUUGGCGAAUGCAGCUGUUGUUGAAAUAGGCAAACUUUUCGAAGAUCAUUACGCUCUGUUGGGAUUAGAGAUAAAGCGAUGUACAAACGAAAACGACUCUCUGAGAAAGAAAUGUGUGUUUCUGGAGACUGAACUUCAGGCUGCACGGAGAAACACCAGCAGGAUGAACGAGACUGAAGCUUCAUUCAGCGACGGACCGACAGACACAGGACAUCCUGCAAUUGACAAUGUGUUUGGUAAGAAGUGGUGCAUGGACUUGUGGAGAGACGAGGAGUCAAACAUUUGUCAAAAUGAGGAGACGAAUCUGAGCUCUUCAGCUAACACAGUAGAGACAGUUGAUUUGUUGAAUGAAGAAGCAGAAGGGAUCCUGAUUAAGGUUGAGACGUUUGAGGAUUGCCCAAGUCAAAAUAAAACUGAAGAUAAAAGCAACAGUUUAAGUAGUACAGGACCUGCAGUGGGCAGCAAUGAGAGAUGUGAUGCUGAGAGUUCAGCAGAUUUGAUCACAUACACAAUACCUACAUGUGACCAAGUGCAAUCAAACGCACCGCAGAGACAAACUGAUAAACCAACUCCUAAUACAAGACUUUCUACACAUGGAAACAGUCCAACACAGCCUCAUUUGAUGACUGAUGAGGUUGUUUCAACCUUUACCAGUAGCGCUAAAUUCAGCAGUACACAAAACCAGACAAGCGCUUCAGGAAUUAAAAAGAUUGAAUGUAUAUUCUGUGGAAAAACCUUUAACCUUCGAAGAUGUCUGAACUUACACAUGAAGACACACACUGGACCAAAGCGUUUUGGCUGUACAAUCUGUGGCAAACGAUUUUCUAAAAAAAGAUACCUGCCAAUACACCACAGGAUCCAUACGGGUGAGAGGCCGUAUGCGUGCAUGGUCUGUGGGAAGAGUUUUGUCCAAAAGUCUUAUCUUACUAAGCAUCUCCAAACCCAUACCAGCUAAAGCAUCUCCAAAGCCAUACCAGAGUAAAUCCUUAUAGUUGUGUCAAAUGUGGUAAAAGUUACACAAACAAAUGGGCUUUUGAUAUACACCAGUGCUAAAAAAUAUGAAAGUAAAUAAUCUAAUAAUGAACAUCUAUUUUUAGCUUUAGUUUGAAAACUUCCUGUCAGUAUGUUUCUGUUACAACAGCAGUGUUGACUACCUAUGAGGCUUUUUAUAGGCCUACCAGGAUAAGAAACAUUUUGUUUUGUUUCUUAAAUAUAAGUUUACACUGUUGUUAUUUUUCACUAAAGUUUUUAUUUGAAGAAAAUGUUACAGUUAUACAGUUAUACAGUAGCCUGUAUAUCACAAAUAUAUAUCAGAAAUAUAAUAAAAAAGUAACUAAAAAUAAUUCAAUAAAUAUAUUUUUAAAAUUAUUGUUAUGGCACAUUUCUAAGUGUUAUUAUUAUUAUAUCUGUGAUCCGAUCACUAAGUAAAAAGCAUGUAUACAUCAUAGUAUUUUUUUUUUCCGCUCAUUUAUACUUUUGGGUUGACAGGUUCUAAGUCUGAAGAUAUUUGUACCUACACAUCCCUCCCAGCCAACACAUGAUGAACCAGUUACACAAGUUAUUUGUCAUUUUUGAUCUUAUUCACUGGCAACGUAACUGUAAUGUCCCAGGCAUGCAAUUUCAUUAACGUUAAAGUGAAGUACUAAUUCACAUCACCUUUACUAUCUCCUAACAUUGCAAGAUAACCAAGGAUGGUCUAGUUAUGUAAUAUUUACGUACUAUUCUCAUCAUGAAUGUUACUGGUAUGAGUGAUGAGUGCUUGCAAACUUUUUUUUACAAAUAUUUCCCUGUCACUGAAUAAAUAUACUUUUGUUUUUCUUCUCUUAAAAUAAAUAUUUUUAUAUUUUGUGAUUGAAUCAUAAU